AUGCGUCUAACUGUAUUCUCAUCACCCCGAGCUCCUGGCGAGCCAAGAACUUCCGCACCCUCUCCCGUAGACCCAACUCUAACUGUCGUGUCAAGCCAAAAUGCGUCAAUCCAGCUACUGGGCUCCUGCAUCCCUACUGUUUGCAAAAUCAAGCCUCGGUACUCGGAUGGCACGCGCACGUAUACGUGCUGUGGGAUGACAUGUGCCAACAAGAUGAAGGCCACUGUUCCUAAGCAGAAUCUGGUGCCCAGAAAUCACGACGGUUCGUGCCAAGCACCGAAUUGCACCCAGCCCGUCUUGCAAACUCUUAAUGGGCCAGCCAAAUACUGUUCGCAGCCUCACAAGGUUCUGGCAGAAACCGCGUGCCUCUGGUGCCGCCUGUCACCCAAGAAGGGCGAUCGUCAUUUCUGUAGCACUGCCUGUGCAACCGAAGCUCAGAACAAUGCGGCGAUCUUGCUAGAGAUCCCAGCUGGUCACGUCACUUACAAAGACAUUGUCCAUCAGUUCCAGCGCUCCUGGAGACAUGAUACGUACUGUCCCUCGGUGAAGUAUAUAUACAAGAUCGUCUCUUCGAAAGAGCUGUCAGACAAGUAUGAUGCCUACAAGGCUAAGGUCGAGAGUCGUGGGCAUUUCGCUGUGCAAACUGGUCUCACGGCUGGUAACGAAAACAGGCGAUGGCACGGCACCCUGCGCAAAUGUAACAUUGGAGACAAGGGCGAGACUCAGCUCUGUUCUUCCGACUCUUGUUCCCUUUGCUGCAUUAUCAGGAAAUCCUAUCAAAUCAUCUUGUCGGGCAAGAAUACGGGUUGGGGGAGAUUUGGAGAUGGUGUCUACACGUCUUCAACGUCAUCGAAGUCCAAUGACUACUCCAAAAACGAGGAUUCCACUUCUCCGCUGAAAGGGAUGCUACUCAAUAAGGUGGUCGUCGGCCUAGGUUACAAGCUGACAGAGAAUGACUCGUCGCUUACCAAGCCGCGUGAUGGAUAUGACUCCGUCAUCGGCGAGGUAGGCGGCAAGCUCAACUACGACGAGCUAGUGGUUUACAACAAUGACGCCAUCCGCCCGUCGUACCUAGUCAUGUACGAGGCAGCUUGA
Postia placenta MAD-698-R-SB12 is the source of this 1095-nucleotide messenger RNA. RefSeq lists its product as hypothetical. NCBI's taxonomy places the organism in Eukaryota, Fungi, Basidiomycota, Agaricomycetes, Polyporales, Adustoporiaceae. The record is from RefSeq and is a predicted model, not a curated record. The coding region runs from base 1 to 1095 and encodes 364 amino acids. Gene Ontology annotation, molecular function: NAD+ poly-ADP-ribosyltransferase activity. The transcript has 10 exons.